UUAAUUCGACAAGCGACAUAGGUGUAUCACUUUAAUCAGUGCGUUUUAUAAUUCGCAAUGCGAUAUUUCGUUAAGGUUUUCGUGUUGUUAAAGACCGUAUGUAUCAUCGUAGACAGCCAGUCUAUAGUUAGGGUUAACCAGCCGGGAAUUUCUGCUACAUCUCGCCCAGCUAUAAGAAUCACCAUUGACAACAGACUACCAGGUCCAACACAACUGCGAAAACUAAGGUCCUCUGCACAAUCUUUAACUUUGACAUAUACACCACCACCUGGGUAUUUAAAUGAUGCGAGGUACAGCCAUUUCUGGGUGAGAUAUGGAAGGUAUGACGACACAAGGGGAAGCAGUUGGCAAUCUCGUGAAAUCUUGAAGACUUCUAAUCCAAAUAGUUUAAUUCUUACUGACCUACAGUCUGGUUUUCUCUACAAUAUCACAAUCCAGUCAAGACGAAGAAAUUUGUUAAACUAUCAGCAUUCACCGGUGACUUCACAAACGCUAGCAAGAACAAACCCUCAGCCACAGAAUUUCACUGUAAGCCGAUCUCCUGGUGGCUGGUCCCAUGCUGUAUUAUCAUGGGUAAGAUCACCAAGUGAAAGGCUGAGAAAUAACUAUGAUAGAUUGAUGCUCACUUAUUACAUACAAGGUUUGACACCCACACAACAACUGAUAUACCCCGUCAAAAAUGAAACAAUUUAUCCCCCUGGUAUUCUGCAAAUGUUUCAACCAAUUCGAACAACUUUAACAAAUUUAGAAAAAGGCGCAACAUACGUCUACAACCUUGUAACAUACAGUGGGGGGCUUGAUGGCGUUGACGAAACAUUCAGCAGCCCUGUAACAGUAAUAAAAACAUUAGGUAUUCCUGGUCCUUCAAAUUUAACGAAAACUGCAACGAAUUCUACUUCACUAAGCUUGACAUGGGAUAGAAGGCCAGGUGUGGAUAACAUCACAGGAUAUUUAAUGUCUUACCAACGAGUACAAAGUACUGAAACAUCAGAAAAUAUCACCUUGCAAAAUACUUCUGCUACCAUAUCCAACUUGUUGCCUGGAACAAUAUAUGCGAUUCGUAUCAUGGCACUUCGCGGAAACAGUUUGUUUGGAAGGACUACAGACUUCAGUAUUGCUUACUUCAGAACGCAACCUGCAAAAGCGGAAAACUUACGAGUAACAAGACACACUGAGACGAUCAUACAAGUUACAUUCAAUCCACCUUCAGUUGGGGAUUACACUGAUUAUCGCGUGCGUUACCAAACCAAUGAUAAAAGAACGAUUAUGACAACUUUACCAAGAUCUUCAGAGAGAAAUGCAACUGUUAAUCUGUUGAACCUAAAACCUGGUGCCUUGUAUAACAUUGAGGUAGUCGUUUACAGUCGACAAGUUUUAUUUGAUGAUGAAACAAGAAGUAGUGUUUCCAUCUUGGCAAGAACAAAUCCAACUAGGCCAAGAAAUGUGACUGGUUUCUCUGCAAGAGGAACAAUUUAUCUAAGUUGGCAAAUUCCUAGUGGUAUUUAUCCACGAGCAGUAUGGAGAUAUAAAAUUGAUUAUUAUGAAGUAGGCUUAAGAAAUGAAUCGCGUACUAUGUGCCAGAUGAAAGGACAAAACUUCCAGACAGUUCUUCUCACUGGUCUUUCGUCUGGUGUCGGUUAUUAUGUCACAAUGAGCACGGUAGCAGGGGGAAAUUGUAGCUCAAAUGUAGAGUCUGAUGAUGUAACUUACAGCAGAACAACGGAGCCGAUACUACUUUACACACAGCCAAGCAACCCAGUUAUAGAUUUCUGGAAACAAAUUACUUUGGACACUGUGCGUAUUAAAUGGAACGAACCUGGAGCAAGUUUCUCCCGUUUUGACAACUUUAUUGUCAGUGUAAGAAGUGUCCCAACAGCUGAAACUUCUGUACCAUAUAGACUAGAAAGGUUUUCGGUUGAUGUAAAUAAAGAUAAAACCUCAUAUGACAUUAAGCUAACACAAGGGUUACAUUAUCAAGUUAACCUCACAACUGUAGCUGGGUUUGGUGCAUCAGGAAAGAGCAGUGUAGUGGUACCCGGUGUCAAUUCAGUCACGUUUAAAACUUGGUAUCCUUAUUCUGAUCAUUUUCUAAACCCUAUUCUGCGAUGGAAGUUUACCAACUGUGGUAGGAAUGGUAGAAGAGGUCCAAGCCAACUGCAAUGUGAUGUCUCAUAUAGUGGAACUAGUUUGGAACGAACAGUUGAAGUAAGGAAUGGAAUUCAAUAUUGGAAAGCACCAAUUGAAGGUUUAUACAGAAUAGUAGCAGCUGGUGCAGGCUAUCAAGGUGCUGGGGGUCUUGGUGCGACAGUUUCUGGUUUAUUUCAUUUAAAACAAGGAGCUGGUUUAAUGAUUGGUGUCGGUCAGCGGGGCGUCAGCCGUGGUGAAACUAUGACAGAAGGGGGCGCUGGAGGGACAUUUGUCGUGGCAGAAAGACCAUCAGCACAAGGAAUUGAUGAAGCUAACUUAAAAGAAGCAAUGCUUGUUGCUGGUGGAGGAGGCAGCGCAGAAGUUGGUUUGCAACGCUCAGCAUUGUCCAACGCACAAUUGAAACAUAACGCUGCCAAUGCUUCGAGUAUUGGGAUUGGGUUUGGGUUGGGUGGGAAAGGAGAUGUGGCAUAUCCAGGUCCAGGGCGAAGAGGAUCUUUUGGGGCAGGUGGAGGAGCUGGCUUGUAUGGGGUUGCUGGGCCUGCUGUUAUUGCUGACCCAACAGACACUGUCUACCCCGCAGUUGGUUUUUAUCCUUUCCAAGGAAAUGGUGAAACAAUGAACAUGACCGAGCGAAUGAAGUAUACACCUUUAUAUGGUGGGAGGGUCGAUAGACUUGAUUUCACAUUUUCUGAAGGAGGGUUUGGUGGGGGAGGGGCCGGGUACUUAACUGGGGCUGGGGGUGGUGGGGGCUACAGCGGGGGAGGGGGUGGAUCACCGGGGGGUUACUCUGGAGGGGCUGGGUCUUAUAUAAAGUUCACUGGUGGGAAACAACAAGCAGAAUUGACCAACGACCAACCUGGUUUUGUUGUUAUCUCAGUAGUUGGUUUACCAUCGACGUCACCUAUUCCAGUGACUUUGUACCUUGUCAUAUCUUUUGUGGUCGGGAUCUGCAUGACACUUAUUUGUGGGGGUGGCUUAUUCGGUGUAGCAAAAUGCACAGAUAAAUAUAUGGAUAAGAUGGAGAUGGCUGAUACAAGGUUAACUGAAGGACCUGUAAGCACUAAUUACUCAACAACAUUUGAUCAGUUGAAUAUUGAUAAAAUAGAAGAGUCAACCAACACGGAGAGUGAAUUCAGUGAAAAUACUGAUGAACCAGUUGAACUGGCCGAUGAACAACCAGAAAAGUUGGUAAUAGAGAAAGAAGAAGCUCUACCAACUUUUAUGCCAAAUCUAAAACGAACUGAUACUUUUAAAUCGCAAAGUGAGAGCGAGGUGUCAUCCGCAUCAAGUGUUUCUUCUGUCACAACGGGAGUUCUUAAUCGUAAUUACGAUUCUGAUACCGACACUACUGCUGGGAAUUUUCGCUCAAGAAACGGAGUAUCAAGAAAUAAUUCACAUUUCGAGAGCGUGACUGAAACAGAGCGAGAUGUUAGUGAUGGUGAAGAACUACCUCCCCCACCUCUUACUCCUCCUCUUGAUAAACCACCACCGGAGGAGCUAGUAAGUGAGGACAUUAAGCGGGACUUCAGACAGAAGUUGAAUCUGUUUCACGAGAUGGCACUGAGGAACAGAGGCCAGCCAAAACCAACAGAGCCAAAAUUUGUUCCAAGUACAAACCUCUAACACACAAUUAGACACCAUUCGAAUAAUUGAGCACUUAUGUAAGAACUCAUUGUCGAUGUUGGUUACCAAAAAUUAAGUUUUAUUUUACAUGCAUUGCUGCGAAUAAUGUGGUGUAUCCAUCAUCAUCUAACUGAUUGAAAAUAUCCAAUUUUCUUUUUCAAGACAAAUUAUAUUUGCUAAUGUAAGUUUUGAACGCAUUAAGGAACAUUUUAUAUUUGCUAAUGUAAGUUUUGAACGUAUUAUGGAACAUAUUAUAUUUGCUUGUGUAUGUUUUAAACGUAUUAUGCAACAUAUUAUAUUGCUUGGUGUAUGUUUUGAACGUUUGGACAAAAGAUAAAUGGUCUUCGUAACACUG
Ciona intestinalis (vase tunicate) is the source of this 4126-nucleotide messenger RNA. The record is from RefSeq and is a predicted model, not a curated record. NCBI's taxonomy places the organism in Eukaryota, Metazoa, Chordata, Ascidiacea, Phlebobranchia, Cionidae.